CAGAUUCGGUUUUUUAUACUACUCAAUCGAACCAUCUAGACCUCUAUUCAGUUACACAAACAAACAUCAAAACUAACAAACUCUUGUACACACUAAUCCUUUCAUUAAUGCUUCCUUGAACGUACAGGAUCCAGCUGGCUGAGAUGGCAAUGAUCUAGUGCUCACACAACAAGCUUCAGCUCGUGCACUCUCUUUUCCAAGUGUGCAUGAGUCCAUGUCACGACUGCCACGUCCUCCAUGCACGUCAGCUCUGCUUUCUUGAUCUUUAACAUUAUCACCAACUUCAUCAUCUUUGAGCUCUAGGAUCUUGACACUUCUAACAACACCGACUAAGGACUUUUGACAACUUUCGAAACAAUCGAGGAAUAUUGAAAAUUUGUAUUCCUACUUUAGGAAAGGGAAAAGAAAAAAAUUUAGCAUUUUUUCUUUAACUUUUCCACAAAAUUGAUACGUGUAUAAAGAGGGGAAAAUGUAACGUUGCAGGAGUGGGUUCACUGCUAGCGAAGAGGCCUCAAACGAUGGCGUUUUCGAGCGACAACAACGUCGGAGAGGAUGAGUUCUCCGACGAUGGGUCGCAGAUGGGGGAGAAGAAGCGGCGGCUGAACAUGGAGCAGGUGAAAACCCUAGAGAAGAAUUUCGAGCUCGGGAACAAGCUCGAGCCUGAACGCAAAGUGCAGCUGGCUCGAGCCCUCGGGCUCCAGCCGCGCCAGAUCGCCAUCUGGUUCCAGAACAGGAGAGCCAGAUGGAAAACAAAGCAAUUGGAAAAAGAUUACGAGAUUUUGAAAAGACAAUUUGAAGCAAUUAAAGCUGAGAAUGAAGCCCUACACACGCACAAUCACAAGCUUCAUGCUCAGAUAGUGGCCUUAAAGAAGAGGGAGGCGACGGAAUCCAUCAAUCUGAACAAGGAAACGGAGGGCUCGUACAGCAACCGGAGCGAGAACAGCUCAGAGAGGAAGAUCGAGAGCCCGAUCUUAGGGGGGAGGCAGCUCUUUCCCCCGGCCGCGUCGAGGCCGGAAAUGCAGCACGCGGUUAAGGAAGAGGGGUUGUGUAAUAUGUUUGUUGGGAUGGAUGAUCAACCCGGAUUUUGGCCAUGGAUAGAGCAACACCAGUUUAAUGUAAUUAAUUAAAUCUUGAAAAUGAUUUGAUUAAAUCUGCACCCUUGGUUUGAAUUGGCCUAUGGAGAUGAAGGAAUUAAUUGGCCAAGUUUGAAUAUUUUGUUGAGAUGAUCAUCGAUUUUUUUUUUCUUCCAAAUAUCUUUGUUUUAAUUUGUUGUACAAAUUAUUAGUAAAAGUUAAUAUCGCACGGUUGCGACACUUUUCGGGUCGAA
This is a messenger RNA of Salvia splendens (bonfire salvia), 1327 nucleotides long. Its product is annotated as homeobox-leucine zipper protein ATHB-13-like. The coding region runs from base 519 to 1127 and encodes 202 amino acids. Gene Ontology annotation, biological process: positive regulation of DNA-templated transcription. Gene Ontology annotation, cellular component: nucleus. The transcript is spliced from 2 exons. NCBI's taxonomy places the organism in Eukaryota, Viridiplantae, Streptophyta, Magnoliopsida, Lamiales, Lamiaceae. Gene Ontology annotation, molecular function: sequence-specific DNA binding; DNA-binding transcription factor activity, RNA polymerase II-specific. The record is from RefSeq and is a predicted model, not a curated record.